GAGAGUUGACUGAAUUGAGAACAUAUUACUUCUGAUUAUAAGACUUAAUUCAGUUAAUCUAUUUUCCUUCAAUUCAGGUUGGUGCCCCAAUUUCCAGUGAGUGCAAAUUUAAGUGUAGAAGAUGCUAAAGCUAUAUGGAUGAGAAAUACAAAGGAGACUGGACACAAUAGAAUUUUUAGUGUUUAUUUGAACCACUGGAACAAUCAAAUCAACUGUAGGAAUGUGUUUAUGUACACUUAAAUACUGCCAAAAACACAGAACACAGAUAUGGCUCUGAUGUCUCAACUCCAGCACUAGUGUUCCCUUUACACAUCUUGUUGCACUCACUUCUAAUGAGGGCUUGUCUGAGUCAAAGCAAAGGUAUGGAAGAAUCAUUAGGUAACCUCUCGAAUCUAACUAAACCUAAACCUGACUUACACAACAUAUGUUAGAAUUAGUGCCUAAAAGUAAUAGAAAUUCGAGAAUAUCUGAUUUUCCAGAAGCAUCACCCUACACAGCAAAAUCACCAGUGUUAAAAUUCCAGUGUUAAGCCACUUUAGGAGUUAAGUCUUAAGGCACUGGUGUUAGUUUUGAUAGAAACGAGCUCUGUACUGAUGAAAAACCUAAUAAUGUGGGUGUUCCAUUGCAGAGUUUACGGUACUCAACACUCAUGAGAGUUGUGUCGAACAUCCGGGUUUUUGGACAGGUACGCUCUGAGAGGAAUUUGAAGGCAGCCACUUUCUUUCACUUGCAUAGAGUAUGAGAACAAAAGAUCGGCUCAUAUUGUAGAUGGCAAAAUGAUCAUUAAGGUGCAGUAUCAAAACCGCAAGAAAUACAUCAAAUUACAACAUGCUGACUUUGAGGAAUUCGUUUAUGACGUGAGAGAGAAGUUCUCCAUCCCUGUGGACAAGAUUACAGUUGAAGAUGAUUCUGGCACUGAGGUGGAUGCAGCAGUGUCUGCAGACUUAUCCACAGUGGCAGGGAUUUGCUUUGUUAUCAAGGACAGUCACUACAAUGACUCCAGUGAAUCUCUGUCACCUCCAGCCACACCACCAUCCUCACAGUGGGAGUUUGCGCUCCAUGUCCAUGAGUAGCAGUGACAAUGAAAGAUCAAGACCUCCCAAGCGAAUGAGAGAUGAUGAAGAGGCAUUUCAGAGUUCUUUAGCCAGAGAUCUGAUAAAGCAGAUUCUACAGACAAAACCAGGAGGGACAUCAGUGCUUGAAGAAUAUGAAGAAACAGUGUCUUUAUGUGACAGUAGAAGAAGGCAGACAAUCAAUAUUCUUGCAGCACACAUGGUUGAGACAGAAGGGAGAAUUCCUCAGCGAAUCACUAAAGAGAAAUAUGCCCUGGGAAUUGUCACCUUAUUCCCUGCAUUAAAAGACCCUAGUUCCCGGAAAGGAUAUAUACAUCAAGAUUUCAGCCUCGUCUUUGGACCAGAAACUGCUGCCAAACUGCUUAAGAAGUGGCAUUAUUCCUUCAAAAGAAAGGUGAUCAGAGAAUCAGAGAGCCUUACGACCACCCCAGUACUCCAGAGUUUGCUGAGGUCUGCCAGGAAUCAGAACAAUGAUGAGGAUCACCCAGAGUGGGGCAGUGAUAUGGCAUCAUUCCUUCUGCUCCUGCAUAUCCUGCCACCUCAACCUACUAAAAAGAAAACACAGAAGAUCGGCGCAGCUCAGGCUAUGGACCACAUAGUUGUGUUUCACAAGGAGCCUUGAAGAACUAGAGAACCAGAGGGGACAUCGCCAGCCAUACCUUCUUGCUUCUGGAACUGGCAAGCAGGCCAUCAGUGCUUACUACAUUGUGAUAGAUAAGAAGCUCAUUCCCUGCCAGGGAACAACAUCAUUAGCAGCCUUUGAUGAACUCUUUAAAGUACACUUCGUUUUCAGUGUAAGUUACAAUGAUGCUCUCAACAUGUACACAUUCCUCCAGACAACGGUCUACAGUAUCGAUGUUGAUACCACUAAAGAGAGUUCAAAGGUGAAGGAAUUGAGAGCCAAGUUUAUGAAUAGGAGCUAAGAGCCAAAUUCUUGAACAGUGUAUAUAUGCAUAUGCACAUCAAACAAAGGCUAAUUUGAGCCAUGUUCAGAGGUAGAAACUAGGAGCCAAGUUCUUAAACAAUGUAUAGAUCAUAUUUUUAGAUCCUUGCAUGAUGCAGCUAGUGCAUUAAUUCAGCACCUUAAGUUUUUUCAUGGGUUAUACCUUGGCAAAACAUUUGUUGUUAUUUGUGCUCAAGAAGGCUGUUCAUUGCAAUUUAAAAGUUAUGCAGGUUUUAGAAAGCAUUUAAAUGGUUGUCAUAGUACUGUUAACGUGGGUGCAAGCAACAAUGUUGAUAUGCAAACACCACAUCAGUCAGAUUUAGGUGAGCAGAGCUCACAAGAAGAUGCCUCUGACAUGGACUUAGAUGUGAUAAAUCAACCCUCAACAUUUGAGAUGUCAAAAGACCAGGCAAAAAAUAUGUGUGCUUCGAUCAUAGCAAAGUUACAGGGCAGUGGUGUCGCCAACACGGUUGUGUCAUCUGUUGAAAGCAUGGAAGAGUAUGUCAGUGAAAUUCAUGCAAAUCUUAUAGAACAAGUAUUAAGUGCAGUGCCUGCUGUUCCCAGUAGAGGUACAGUAGAAGUCUUCGACAGGACUUUCAAUCUGUUCAGUGACUUAAACACAAACUCUAAAUUGACAAAAUAUUUUAGUUAGAAAUGGGGUGUUGUUGAACUGCUUAAGUUAGCUAAUUAACUUAGGAGUAAGGUAUGAUUCAAAGAGAAACAAAGUAUCUGGAGUCUAUGAGCAGGUACCAGUAAAUGACACUUUGAUUUACAUACCCUUGUUAAAAACUUUAGAGUUCAUUUUCAAGAAUGAAGAAGUGUGUUUCCAAAUUAAUAAAUCUGCUGCUCUUGGUAGCUUUUACCAGGAUUUCUGUGAUGGAAAAUAUUGUAGAAAUCACCCAUUGUAUUCUAAAUAAAAAAAAAUGCAUUACAAAUUCAAGUUUAUUAUGAUGACUUUGAAACAUCAAAUCCACUAGGGUCAAAACAAGGCAUUCAUAAGCUUGGAUGUUUAUAUUUCACACUCUGGAUGUUUAUAUUUCACACACUUUCACAUAUUUCACACACAAUUUACCACCACAUCUAAACUCAUCCCUGAUGAAUCUUAUUUCUUUCUUAUAGAAGAUGUAAAGGUCCUAGAGCACAGUGGAAUAAAAGUGUCAUUUGCUGAACAACCUGUCUAUGGCACAAUUGCACAAAUAACGGGCGACAAUUUAGGUCUAAACUCAAUUUUGGGUUAUGUGGAAUCAAUCUCUGUCAACUACUACUGCAGAAUGUGUCUUAUUGCUAAAGCAUCUGCUCAAACAGUGUUUAAAGAAAGUGAUGUGCGAGUGAUGUUGUGCACCAAAUUAACUAAUGAGGACCAUUACAGAUAUCGUGUUGAGAAUCCAAGGGAAAAUUCUUGUUUUGGGGUCAAACGCAAUAGUAUACUCAAUUCCUUGUCAUACUUCAAUGUAUCAGAUAACUUUGUGUUUGAUAUAAUGCAUAAUAUCUUAGAAGGUGUAGCACAGUAUGAGAUUAGGUUAUUGUUUGAUUAUUUGAAUCAGAACUUUAUCUCUAAUGAAAACAUACUCCAACGUGUAUAUGCAUUCAACUACGGCUUUAUGGAUAGAAAAAAUCGGCCAACACACAUAAACAUGUUUUGCACUAGCAGUGGUAUUGGGCUUAAUGCCAGUCAAACAAUGUUACUAUUGUUGCAUAUUGUGAACAUAGUAUUUUCUCCAUGUAUUACAGAAGGAAUGACUGUAUUUUUAACACUUAUUAUUGAAGAGCACCACAGAUUAUUACAGUUAAUAAUUUGAUCCCAAAACAUCACUUUAUGAUCCUUUAUCCUGAAUGUAAAUGCCAAAGUGGUCCCUUAGUGCAUGUUUGGACUAUGAGGUAUGAAACAAAACACAAAUUCUUUAAGUCCAGCAUUAAAAAUAUCAGAAACAUUAUUAAGUCCCUUGAAAAGACACAUCAAAUAGCAGUUGCCUAUCAUUGGGAAUCAUUGUCUGUCAAAGCUAUUGAGUCUGGGCCUGUCAAAUCGAAAAUAUUGACUAAUGUUGAAAAUGGUAAUGUCAGUGAAUUAAGUAUCACAAUUUGGGUUAAACAUAAUGGUAUUGAAUAUCACACAGGUCUGGUUGUUUGCACAGAUUUUGUUAAUGUAAUCCCAGUGUUCAAUAAGAUUGUUUGCAUUUUUCUGAGAAAUGAAGUUUACUUUUUGGUCUCUGAAAUGGAGAUGACAUUUGUUGAGCAUUUCCAUGCUUUUAAUGUUGUUGAGAAUAUGCAUAAUGUUUCAGUUGUCAGACCUCAUGACUUGCGAUACUUAAAGCCCUUUGAUAUCCAGAUGUCUUACGGUACAGACUCAUUUUUCUAUGUUGUGCCAGACAGCUGCAUUGUAUAGGGUAAGCAGCAUGUACGAGCUACCUCAUGUUUUGGGCAGUAUUGUAUAGGGUUAUUUUACAGGGUUUUGAGUGCCCUGCAUCUUGUCCAAUUGAAUGUGAAGCCCUUGUUUAAAGGAAAAAUAAAUAUUUUUUUCUAUUGAAGUUUUUUUUGGGAGCUAUUAUUGCAUUAUUGGUGGUUGGAGUAUUUACAUUUUUAACUCUAAUAGUGUUAAUCCCAGAGGACAAUGUACUCUAACAGUAGUAUAGUAAACCCUGGUUAAGUACAUUUUCCACCAUUAAGUGUUACCUGAUAACUAGUGUCAUCCAUUGUGGUGUUAAUAUUUUACACUGUAAGAGUUUGUUAGUUAACACUGUCACAGUGUUAUUAAUGCUAACUCAUCUAUUACAGUGUCAAUAUUUUUUACACUAUAAGAGUUUGUUUGGUAACAGUGUCAUAGUGUUA
Molecule: messenger RNA, 4842 nt
Organism: Lates calcarifer (barramundi perch)
Lineage: Eukaryota; Metazoa; Chordata; Actinopteri; Centropomidae
Exons: 9
Coding region: 904-1695 (263 amino acids)
Source: RefSeq, a predicted model, not a curated record